Molecule: messenger RNA, 4776 nt
Organism: Leptosia nina
Lineage: Eukaryota; Metazoa; Arthropoda; Insecta; Lepidoptera; Pieridae
Source: the annotation of a GenBank genome assembly
AUGGGUGAUGAAUCUAAGGAAUACAAAAAAAACAAGCCCCAGCAAAAACUUUAUAAACCAGGUAGUGGUCCGUUAAGACGAUCGAGGUAUGGUUUGGACGAAAGAAUGGAUUCUUAUGAUGUAGAGGAAAUACCUAAAGGUAAAAACAGUAGUCACUACGAAAAUCUUAACUCCAUAAACGGGGAAAACGAUUCAUGUAAAGGACAAACAUUGAACAGUCGAUUUCGUAAGCCUGAACAAAAGAUUUAUCAAGCGAGAUCAGCUAAUUCACAUUAUGAAGGUGAUAGACAAGGGAAAAAUCCAUCAAGAGGUGAUAAUUCUAGUCGAUUUAACAAUAGACAAAUGUUAAGCAAACAAGACAACUACAGUGGUACAGGGUCAUAUUAUAGAGGUGGCUCAAAAGAUGCUCAUAGCAAAGAUAGUGUUACAAAUGAUAUAAAUUACAAUAGACACUACAAACAAGAUUCAGUUUCAAGAUCUACAUCGCCAGCAAGAAGUGUUCAGGGAAUGAAUUCCUUGGAGCGCAACCGAGACAGUAGGAGCAUGGAAUCAUGGGCAGGAAGAUAUAAAUCACAUUCUGGUGGAAAGCCACCUUCUGGGCGUAGAAACUCUGCUGGAUUUUCUACAGAACCUAGACAUAAACAUGUAGUUAACUUAGAUAAUAUACCACCUAGGUUCCGAAAGAAAUAUUUAGAACAAUCCGGUUAUCACAGUAUUGAGAGCAUAGAUCAAUUCAAUAGGGGCCAGCAUGAUGUUUCUCAGUUGGACUAUAAUUCUGGUCAACACAGUUUGAAUUGGUCUCAGACAUUGCCUUCUCGGGGAAGAGGCCGCUUACGAGAUAAUGAACAUUUUGAUAGAGAGAAAUUCAUAAAUUCAUAUUUAAAAAACUAUGAUGCUCCGAAUUCAUAUAGAUCUACACCAAGUAGUUCUUAUUCAAACUUGUAUGAGCCUAAUGAGGUCAGUAACAGUAGAGGGACACAUAAACAGAAUGAAGUUCAAUACAGUGACAUAGAAAAUGACAAGGAUAGAUAUGAAAGUGGUGCCAAAAAUGGAGUGACAAACUGCAAUAAUGAUAUACAAUAUAAUGAUACAGGAAUUAUUAAAAAUGAGAAAGAACAAACAAAAGAAACCUUCACUAGUCUUACUGACAUGACGAAUUUGGAUUGGACUGAAGAAGUUGAGAAGAAUAUUAAACUUGACGAAAUCUCAGAAACGUCCACAAGUUUUUCCUUAAAUGUAAAACCUUUACAAGAAAUCAAGCCAACUGAAAUAAGAGAUUCUAAGAAAAAAUCACGUCGCAGAGACAGAAGAAGUUCCAGCAGAGGUCAUAGGAAUUCUGACAAGAAGGAUCGUAACAGGAAAGAUAGCAAUGUAAGCAUUCAAACUGAGUCAGAGCGCAGUCGCAAAGAUAGUAAUGCUAGUACACAUGAUAUUUUACCUGGAUCUAAGCAUCGUGAGAGGAGAGAUAGCCAUAGAAGCAAUAGAUCAUCGACCAUUGGUAACAGUCGAGAUGAUUUAGACAGAUGGAGAUCCUUGCGUUCAUAUAGCCGUGAACAUAGCACUGAAGGAAGAAUCGUGUCGCAGUGUAACAGUAGAGAUCCAUCAAUCAACCGGGCUUUAAGUCCAAGAGACAGCGAAGGAUUUCGAGUACCUCCUGCGGUCCCUCGUUCGGGAAAUUGGCCUGCUUCAAAUCAGAAACGUCACGACGGUUGGAGCGGUCGACAAACAAGUGUUGAAAGAAGACGUAAUUCCCCUACGCCAAGUACAGCCAGUGUUGAGCCCAACAGUGAAAGCGUGGAAGGACCCUCUGGGGGCGGUCGUAAGUCUCGGAAGCGAUCUGGACGCAAGCGUGUUCGGAAUGCGGAGAACGUGCAACCGUCGCCUCAUCCGCCAGGCGUUACUCCGGCCCCCACGAACACCAACUGGCGCGAAGAAAUACUAGAAGCUAAAAAACACCAACCGCCAGAACGAACGAACGACUCAAACCAACGUAACAGGCUGAACAGCGUUCUGUCUGAUAAAUCUCUGUCUGAAGCAUCUGCGUCGCAGCCGGGCGUUUUAGUAUUGCCUCAAGGUUCCACUACUCAUUCUCAGAAGGAUUUAGGGCGCGGAGGUAACAGCGAGCAUCAAAAAACACUAUAUGAUCACCAUAAUCCAUCCAAGCCGAUUAUUGUCCAGACACAUACAAACAAACCAGAUAUAAGAAUGGAAAAAGGUGUAUCAGGUGUAAAGGAGACGGCAGGCCGCAAUGGAGCUAGCUACGACACUGGAGAAGCGGCGCGGGCAGCGAGACACAUGGCCCUACUAAAGCAGGUGGACCGUGCUGAUGCCAUCCUCAAAACACAUACCAUGCGAGGACCUUUAUCUCUUGCUGCCAACUGGUCUGAUGUCGCCGAAACGAGAAAGUUUCUACAAGGCGCCCUACAGAGGCUUCUUUUGUCCGACCUUAAAUUUUGUCAAGCGGAUAACAUUGAACAGCAGUUUUGGAAAAUCCUUUACUAUCACUUCAUUGAAAAUUUAAGAAAGAGUAUCACCCAAGCGUCCCCAGCAGAAAAGACUGAAAUUGUCAAACUGAUAAAUGUUAUUAUAGACGAAGGAAAUAUUUUCUUUGAGAAUCUCAUACAACUAUUAGAGAAGACGUAUAAAUUUAAUACCGAGGAUUACUUGAAUGAUAAUAACGCGCUACCACCGAAGGGACUCGGCUACGUGGGAUUGGCGAUGGUCUCAGUCCAGAAGCUGUAUGUGUUCCUCGGUGACCUAGCUAGAUAUAAGGAACAAGUUAACGAAACCAAUAAUUAUGCGAAGAGCAAGUUUUGGUAUACGAAAGCUCAGCAGGUUAAUCCUAAGAACGGCCGACCUUACAAUCAGUUGGCAAUAUUGGCUAUAUAUGCUAGAAGAAAACUUGACGCUGUGUAUUACUAUAUGAGAAGUUUAAUGUCAUCGAACCCGUUUCAAUCUGCACGCGAAAGUUUAUUGUCCUUGUUCGAGGAAAACAGAAAAAAGUAUGAAGCAGCCGAACGAAAGCGACGUGCCCUUUUUGAAUGUAAAGGUAACGAAAGUGGUGGGGAAAGCAGUUCUGGUCAGCGACGUGAGGUUUGGGUGCGGCCUGAUGCGGGACCACGGACGCCUACGCUAGCACGUACGCCCCUGUACCACGAUUAUGCCAGUAUGACACCAGUCGAGUUAAAUAAGAAUUUCAUAACCGCAUAUUUGCAUGUCCAUGGAAAAUUAAUAACGAAAAUUGGUAUGGAAACGUUUCACGAGAGCGCAACGCAAAUGCUGGGUCAAUUCCGUGCUCUGCUCCACCGACAGCCGCUGCCGACGCCCGCAGCACGUCUGCUGCAACUCACCGCCCUUAAUAUGUUCGCCGUAGAGAGCAACACCUCUUGUCUCAAAGGUAACGAAAACGCAGAACGAAGCGCUUGGUUAGACUGCGCACUUGGUGUGUCACUGCUGAUGUUCGGCGCGCUGCUAGAACGAUGCUGUGCUUUGCUGCCGGAACCGACACAGUCGCAACAACAUACCGACGCUGUCUCUCUAUUGCCUGCUAUAAAGGUGUGGUCCGACUGGAUGUUAUGUCAUAGCAGCGUCUGGAAUCCACCUCCGUCGCUUCAGAGCUUCGGAAUCGAGAGCGGAAACGACCCGUGGGACUGGUUAGCUAAGUUAAUGAACAUUCUAGAAUCACUCGACGAUAAAUCUUUAGAGCUUGACAGUGAAACAAAAGAUGGUCUGAUGGUAGUUCGUCUCGCUGAAGACACUUCUCUAGCCGGUUUCACACCCCUCAUGUACAUGGAGCCAGCGAUAUCGUGGGCGCGAGCGGAUCCACCCCGGACACCCCAUGCCGCCGAGCACGCUCUGCGUACACGCAAAUUGCUAUUCUUCGGUACCGAGUACCUUGUAGGUGUGGAGCCUCCAGUUUUGAAAUUAGAAUAUCCUGCUGGAGCGCAACCUCGGUACGUCAGCGCUGUUCAGCACACUCAGACCAACUACCCUCAGUUACAGCAUUUGGUGGAGGACUCUGAGGAUGAAGACAGCGCAAGUGGGACUACUAGCGGUCCCACCAGCCACAGCGAAGGCUUGGAUGUAGAGGGGACGGACGAAGUGACUAGAAGACUGUUGCGCCGAAAGGAGCAACUGGAAUCUCGAAAGGCGACUCUCGAAAAACGUCGUCAAAGAAUGCAGGAGAUGUUAGGCUGUGGAUCAGUUGGUGGUGAAGUUGAGGUGCGGCCACGAUGGCUGGUGCCAGAUACUAAUUGCUUCAUCGACCAUUUACCGCAAUUGCAAGCUAUUGUUGCGCCUGCGCAGCCCUACCAAAUCGCUGUCCCGCUUGUCGUGAUGAGUGAGUUGGAGGGCCUAUGCCGGUGUUCGAGGCUCGGGGAGGCGGCACGCAGUGCUCUAGCCUGGGUCAGCGGCGGAACCCGUGGCGUGCGCCUGGUGACUGCUCGUGGAUCCGUACUUAACUCGCGCGCUUUCACCGCUGAGGACCACAGACCAGGCCACUCCAACGACGACCGAGUUCUACACACUGCCAUUAAUCUUCAGGCGAAUCUUGCGUCGGAGCAAGAUACAAAAGAGGAAAAUUCGGAGGCGAAGAGACGCGUUUUCGAAGUAGUUCUGCUCACAGAUGACCGCAAUCUAAGAGUUAAGGCGCUAGCUGCGGAGUUGCCAGCCAGAGACUUGCCCUCCUUCAUGCAAUGGGCCGGCAUCGUCUCUGAUUCUAACACGAUAUCCGAAUCGACUCCAAUUGUAAACCCAGCUCCCGUAGACUCUAAAUAG